This is a messenger RNA of Sebastes umbrosus (honeycomb rockfish), 2791 nucleotides long. RefSeq names its product tripartite motif containing 44 (gene trim44). The transcript has 7 exons. Lineage: Eukaryota; Metazoa; Chordata; Actinopteri; Perciformes; Sebastidae. The coding region runs from base 377 to 1450 and encodes 357 amino acids. The record is from RefSeq and is a predicted model, not a curated record. Gene Ontology annotation, molecular function: zinc ion binding.
AGGAAGUGGUGAAAAAAAAAAAAGGCAGACAGCAGGCUCAUGAAAAUAAGGAAGUAAACGCUGUCGGAUCGAAAGCUGUGGAGCCCCUUGUUUAUUUCUGCUGUAAAGUGAAAGUAGCUCAGUCCGACAGCUCAGUAAUAGAAUCCAAAGCACAGCAGCUGUGCAAAGGUAUUUAGUCGUCAAGCUAAUUCCUCCACUGACUUCACUAUUGUCUCAAAACAAGCCCUAGACAGAAAACAGAGAGGGGGGAGGAAGGAUUCACUCCCUCACAGAGUGAGGUGAAAAGAAAGGUUGAGAGGGCAUAAAGAGAACAAAACAUGUAAAGGUCAGGGCCGGAUGACAUGCAUGCAGAGAGGGAGAAUUAUUAUCAGCCACCAUGGACCACAAAGGGGAACCCCAGGAAGGAGCUAUGGGGCUGAAACACGAGGAGUUGCCGCAGAUGGACGGGUCAUGUGAUGCGUGCGAGCCUGACGAGGCCCACCCGGCUACACAAGUGUGCAGAACCUGCAGCUUUGCCUUCUGCCUUGUCCACGCUGGCAGACACGCCAGCAGCACACAUCAUCCCAUAACGCCUUACAACCACGAGGAGACACAAGCUAAUGGACAUGGCGCCGACAGAGACUGCAGAGUCGGAGAUGGAGCUGAGGAUGAGGCUGGGAUGGACUUGAAUCAGGAGAUGGCGCUACUCGGAGUUGCAGGGGCUAAUGGCAAUGAGUGUGGUGAUGCUGGGGAAGGAGCCCAGAAUGGCCUGCAGCUGGAGGCAGAGCUAGGUGAUGGAGCUGAGGGUGCAGAAGCAGGGCAGGAGGCUGGGAAGAGGGACACGGUGACGGUGGAGAGACUGCGCUGCAAGGAACAUGGACAGGAAGGCUCCCUGUACUGUAAACCAGAUGAGAAGAUCAUCUGUGUGGUGUGUGCCGUGCAGGGUGAGCACCGUGAUCAUGAGAUCAUCACCUUACAUGAAGCCUACGUGUGGCAGAAGAGCAGGCAAGGUUAUGACCUGCUGGGCUGUACACAACAGAUGUCUGAGAAGAUCAAGACCAAGUGGACCAACCCUGAGAUGUCGACAGAGGAGCUGGAGGCCUAUGUGAACACGCAGUUUGAUGAGCUCCGCAGACUGGUGCGUCUGGAGGAGAAGAGGACCCUUCACCUGGUCGACCUCAAAGAGGCGUUCCUGACGGCGUCCGCUGCUGAGAAAAUCGCAGAGAUCUCCGUCCAGACCGAGCGCCUGCAGGAAGAGAUGGCCAACAUCACACACCAGCUGUGCCUGCUGGAACAGGCCGAAGCGUUAGGUCCUGCGAUGGCAGCCGCGGCCCUCGUAGCAGUACCAGCCCAAAGAGCGCAGCGCGACAUUGACGCCAGGCCAAGGCUACCAGAGCCAAGGGCAGACCCCAUGAACCCACGAGACCUCGACGACAAUGAUUCUGGACCAUCCAUGGACCACGCCCCCUGAUACCAGCACACCAGACUCCUACUACAUCCACCUGUCCUUCAAUGUCUGCUUCAGCCAGCCGUCAGCCCUGUUGAGCUGUCAGACUGGCCCUCUCUCUCUCUCUCUCUGUCAGCCAUCUCCCCUCCUCCUCUUCCUCCUCCUCCUCCCGGUGCCUGCUGGCAGUGAGCUGACCUUGAAGAGCGCUGCUGCGACAAAUAUGGAUGGCCACGUCUUUUCUGCUCUCAAACUUCUUCUUUCUUUUUUUUUUUAAUUCCUCGCUAGCUACUAACUUUCUUUAAUUGAAGCACACAAGUUAUAUGCAAUCAAUUACCAUCAGGCUCAAUUUCCACAGCCAGUCAGAUCCUUGGCUUACUGGCGAGCCUGGCCGACUCGGAGAGGAGUCUGAGUAAGCAGCCGAGCGGAGCAUCUGUUAAGCCCCGACAGAUGUCAGAAACGUGGGUAUCGUGUGACGCCGGUGCGCUUCACACUUCAUUUAUGCACAGUAUCAUUCUGUUUCGUUUCGACAAACAUUCUGGACAACUUUUUGUCAGAUGCCACAAUGCCUUACGUCAUCCAGAGAAUAUAUUAUAAAGGUGUUCUGGGUGUCUUAUUUUGAUUGUAAAAAAAGAAAGUGUCUCUAGCUUUUCUAUAAUGUUGUCUAUCAUCAUGUUGCCUUCACCCCUCCUUUCCCUACUGUACAACCUCUGCCCUACCCGCUGAUUCUUUAUGCUUGUAGAUUUUGCGCGUACUUCCUUGUGUGCUUGUCAGAUCUAUUAUCCGAAGCGGGGGACAUUUUGACACCGAUCGAUCGGCGAAUGUUGCUGAGUCUUUGUUAGAUGAAAAUCGAACUGUAAUUUGACUGUGCAAAACAGCACUCCGGCAGUAUCAGCUCUCUACGCACCGAAAUGUAAAGGCUCAUUACUCCUGGCCAAUCUGCAGCAUAUGACGGAUUGCGAUCCAGGCGAGUGUGCGCACUUUCUACCUUGACCCGCUCAGCCAUGGCCUUCAUUCACGAUGUACCGCCGCAGGUCCGUCUGUGUCAGCAGUUUGUUUUUAAUGUGAUUGAUUCUGUUGCCUUACUGUACAUUUAAAAAUUGAAAGCGGUGUCACCCGUAAUAUGUGGGAAAUGUUUAACAAUGACAUGACUCCACUGUGCUGUAGCGCUGCACUAAGAUGAACUGAGAGUCGUAUACCCACCCAAGGGAGAUGUCGGUGUGUCAACAGCCUAUUGAAAUAACUCUGUCUUUAUUCUAGUGUAACAACAGACAUAAGUCUGACUCUCUGAUGUUUCCUCUUGUUUUUAUUUGUCUAUUUUUGUCUUACAGUAAAUCUAUAAAUAAACAACCAGUUUUUUAGAUUGGA